UCUUCAUCUCAAAGUGGUUGUAUAUAUAUCACCACUACUAUUAGGAUUUUAUUUCCUCUUUCCUUUCCUUCCAUUGGCUUUUCUUCCCAAAAUCUAUCAUCAAUUCAUCAUCGUUCCAGUUUGGAAACUAUAUUCCUUCUUUCAACUACAAUAGGAGAUUUAGCUUAAAUGAUUUACAUUCACGAAAUUGCCAUUAGUCUAAACUUAUCCAACCAAAGUUGAUCAAAUAUGAAAAUGAUCAUAGAAUGCUUUCUUCUGGCCACAAUCUUCAUCGUUUUGAUAUAUUCUCGAUCCUUUCUUGAUCAUGAAUUUUAUGUGAAUAGGAAGAUUGGAAAUCCUAUUCCCUCAACGGAAAUAAGUCGUCGAAAAGAGAAUAUUGGUUAUCAUCAGUUCCAGAAUUCUACAAGGGGGAAAAGCCCAUCAAGACCAUUGACUUCAUAUGUGGUGAACGUUGACAAUUUUGGAGCCGCAGCUAAUGGAAGUGAUGAUACUCAGGCAUUUAUGAAAGCCUGGGAAAAGGCAUGUUGUACAAGAGGAAGCAUUUUGUUGGUUCCAGAAAAAAAGGAGUACCAUCUUAAGCAAAUCAUAUUUGAGGGUCCUUGCGAAUCUGGUAUUACCGUGAGGAUUCAAGGAAAUAUCACAGCUUCUAAAGACAAGUCAGACUUUCAAAAAGAUCCAAAAUUUUGGAUUAAGUUCCAGAAUCUCACUAAUUUCACUGUGGACGGUGGAGGUGUCAUUAUUGGAAAUGGACAUGUUUGGUGGUCUAAGUCCUGCAAACUUAAUAAAAAACAGCCUUGCGUUCGAGCGCCGACGGCUUUACUUUUUUCUAAUUGCACCAACCUUAAAGUGAUGCUUAUUCAGAUUGAAAAUGCACAACAAAUGCAUCUCAAAUUCCUUGGUUGUGAAAAUGUUGAAGUAUCAAAUCUCAAGAUAAAAUCACCAGGGAAAAGUCCCAACACUGACGGAAUUCAUGUCACUGGUUCCACCAAUGUUCAAAUUCUAAACUCGGAAAUUGGAACAGGUGAUGAUUGUAUCUCCAUAGUGAAUGGAUCUUACAACAUUCGAGCCAUGGGAAUAAAAUGUGGACCUGGUCACGGAAUUAGCAUUGGAAGUCUUGGAAAAGAUGGAGAUGAGGACCAAGUGGCCAAUGUUUUAGUCAGUGAAGCAACUUUCACAAGAACGUCCAAUGGAGUCAGGAUUAAAAGUUGGCAGGGAGGGCGAGGAUACGCAAAAAAUAUUGUCUUCCAAAACAUCAAGAUGCAAAAUGUCAUGAAUCCCAUCAUUAUCGAUCAAUUCUACUGUAAUAAAGAACAACGUUGCAAAUUGCAGAAAAAUGGUGUACAUGUGGAGAAUGUUUUGUACAAGAACAUAACGGGAACAAGUGCUUCACGUGAAGGGGUGAUACUUCAAUGCAGUGAGACAUUUCCAUGUGAAGGUGUGAAACUGCAAAACGUUCAAAUAUAUCACAAUGGACGCAACAGUUCGGCUUCUUGUUCAAAUGUCAAUGUACUAGAAUUAGGAACAAACACACCUCAAUGUUCUUCAAAGGAACCUGGAAAAAUCAGAAGAUACAGGAAAAAGAGAAAAACGAAACAUAAUCAAGAAGAUAACCAUCAGAGCUGA
Oldenlandia corymbosa var. corymbosa is the source of this 1623-nucleotide messenger RNA. The record is from the annotation of a GenBank genome assembly. Lineage: Eukaryota; Viridiplantae; Streptophyta; Magnoliopsida; Gentianales; Rubiaceae.